AUGCGUUCGACAGCUCGAUCAUUCCCACAGCCAAGUUCUGCACUCCUUUCAGGCACAGGAGCUGCACCAGCGCACAUAUACUAUGAACCGCGCGUGAUUAGAGUCGACACCACUUGUCCAACCUCUCCACCUUCUCGUGCUCGUCGAUCCAGUGCAACCGGUAUUAGGGCGCCUAGCGCUCAGAGACCAGCUAUGGCACACUCGAGUGCAGGUCCGUUCCCUCCCGACACAACACCCUUUCCUCGCCCGGCGUACCUUGACCAUUCUGCGCUGCGGCAGCUUUUGCAGACAGACACUCCUUCUCAGUUUUUCUCGUUACCGAAGCCUGAUCUUGCGGUCGCCCGUACUGAGUAUGCUGGCGGAAGGAGGAGGGUACAGAGAUCUCCCAGCUUUGAUACCGAUGAAGAAGACACUAUCCCUCCAGGAGAAAUGCCUUCUCGACAACAGCAAGAGAAUAAUCCUUUAAUGUCAUCCGCCCUCUUGUGUCUUCCAACUAGGUGGUGUGAGGAAUAUCGAAGUUCUAUGUUAAGUGUUUCUGCAGACGGAAGGGAUCUUACCUAUCAAGGUUCUCCAAGCAACUCUGACAAAGAUGCCGCAGCUGCGCAUACGAUCUUCCCUAUUCCUCCUGCCUGCGGCAUAUACUACUACGAGGUAGAGGUCACCAGCAAGACAAACAGCAACAAGGGUCUUGUGAGCCGCGAUUUUAAAUUGACUCGCCUACCGGGGUGGGAGAAGAACUCGUGGGGAUAUCACGGUGAUGACGGGUCGUCGUUUGCGGCGGAGAAGACUGGCACACCAUAUGGUCCCCAGUUUGGAGCCGGAGAUGUCAUUGGUUGUGGUAUCGAUUUUAGUCAGAACCGCGCAUUUUACACAAAGAACGGUGCUUUACUUGGCUCUGUUUUCGAUAAUAUCGGCAAGGAUUGUGAUAUUUAUCCAGCAGUUGGGCUUUGCCAUCCCGGAGAAUCAGUGCGGGCUAACUUCGGCCAAGACCCAUUCAAGUUUGACAUCGAGGAUCACGUGCUUCAACAACGAAACACCACAUGGUCGCGCAUUCAGUCUGCGCCUUGGACGUGGCCAGUAGCUAACAGUGACAAAGAUAUUACUUCAACGACAUCCACCGCAGAAACCCACGUGAAGUCCCAGAUCAAUGACCUUGUUCUUUCGUACUUGUCGCAUCACGGAUACGCACGUACAGCGCGAGCGUUUGAGGCGCAGUGUUCUGCUCGAGGAGGAAUGUCAACAUUAAGAUUGUCAAACACGUUCCCUUCGUCUUCCACGAGUCGCGUGUCUGACCAUGAUCAGAUCAUGGAUAUGGACGACGUGCCCCAAACACCUACAAUUGCACCUGCACCUAUGGAUGAUAUCGAGAUCCGUACCCGUAUCGUGCGUGCCGUACUCACUGGUGAUGUCGACACUGCCCUGUCCGACACACGAACACACUUCCCUCGAGCGCUUGAUGCGGAUGCAGGACUCGUGCUCUUUAAACUGCGAUGCCGUAAAUUUGUGGAGCUUGUAUUGGAAGCGGCAGAACUGAAGAAGCGGAUGUGCGCAGAGGAUGCAGAGAUGAAUGUAGAGGCCGAUGGAGAAGACAAAGGAAUUUCGGAAGGCAUGGGGAUGGACGUCGACGAUGAGGCAGACAUCUCCAGUACUGGAGCGACGAACGGUUUCGGUCGCGGCAGCAGUGCAAUCCCUAUCAAAGGCAAGCGUAAGGCAUCGUUCGCCUCUUAUUCGCAUUCGGAUUUGUCAGGUGUGAUUGCUGCCAAGUAUGGGACCGCUCUCGAGCGUGCGGUUGCGUACGGACAGGAGUUGCAAUCAGAGUACAAAGACCGCCCGGAGAUGCGCGCUAUUUUCAAGCGUACAAGUGUGGUUGUGGCUUUUGAGGAUCCCCUUGAAGCCGGUGGGGAUGCAGCGGAGGUGGCGGGGCAGGGAGCAAGAGUAAGUCUUGCAACAGAAGUGAACCAGGCUAUUUUGCUGUCGCAAGGGCGCCCUGCUCAUCCGGCCUUGGAGAGGAUAUACCGCCAUACUGCGGCGUCUCUCACGCAGCUUGCGCUGAUUGGAAACGGUGCUGCUGCUUUCGUGGACAUGCCCAGAGAACUCCUGGAUGCGUGA
Suillus bovinus is the source of this 2109-nucleotide messenger RNA. RefSeq lists its product as uncharacterized. NCBI's taxonomy places the organism in Eukaryota, Fungi, Basidiomycota, Agaricomycetes, Boletales, Suillaceae. The transcript is spliced from 6 exons. Gene Ontology annotation, biological process: cytoskeleton organization; cell surface receptor signaling pathway. Gene Ontology annotation, cellular component: cytoplasm. Bases 1 to 2109 code for a protein of 702 amino acids. The record is from RefSeq and is a predicted model, not a curated record. Gene Ontology annotation, molecular function: protein binding.